CACGACCGCCGUCAUGCCUCGGUCCUUAAGGCUAUUGUCGAUGCCAUGGGAGAGGCUUCUGCUGCGGCGCAAGGGCUCAAUCAUGUCAUCACCAGCUACGACAAGCUAGCGACGUCGAGCCACACUCUCUACCUGUACAUGCUGCCCGAGGAGCGGAGAGUGGCUGGCUUGCUCAAGGUCGGCCACAAGCGGCUGUUCAUCAUGGACGGUAUCCGUGGGACCGUGGAGAUGGAGCCACUUUGUGCGCUCGAUUUUUAUGUCCACGAGUCGAUGCAGCGACGUGGUAUCGGUCUCGCGCUGUUCGAGACCAUGCUCAGCGACUGCAGAGCAGUGCCGGCGCGGAUGGGUUACGACCGCCCGUCUGACAAGUUCUUGUCGUUCCUGGCCAAGCAUUACGGCCUGCGCUCGUACACGCCGCAGAGCAACAACUUUGUGGUCUUCCACGACUACUUUGACCCACCACGGACAGUAGCUGUGGCUAGUGCUGCCAACGCAGGCCCCUCCACCGGCUUGUACUCGGGUGAGCACGCCCCGUCGUCGCUCACGAGCUCCCACAGCACCGUGCUCCCAACAGCUUCGUACCAGCUGUACGGCGGCUCGGUGCCGCCUCCGUCGACCACCCCGUCGGCGUCAGCGUACACGCCGCCGGCGUCGCCGCCGACGCCGCCACGGGCAUCGACGGCCUGUGACGACCAAGAGUACGGGUACGCCGGUCAUGCCUCGACGCCGACCGCGACAACGCCAUACACGGGCGAAUAUCACACUCCGUCGGCGUCAGCGGCCGACGGUCUGCACACACCUGCUGACGUAUACUACACGCCAUCGGCACGCACCCCGCGCCUGCGCCGUCAUCGUCAGCCCGCGCCGCCUCGUAUCGCUCGCAGAUGAUGUCAUCGGCCGGCGUCGCCGCUGCGCUCUCGCCAGCGCUACCGGUGCAGUCAUCAGCCCGCCGCCGCAACUCGCGCUACCGC
Molecule: messenger RNA, 971 nt
Organism: Thecamonas trahens ATCC 50062
Lineage: Eukaryota; Apusomonadida; Apusomonadidae
Exons: 2
Coding region: 46-888 (280 amino acids)
Biological process (GO): alpha-tubulin acetylation
Cellular component (GO): microtubule
Molecular function (GO): tubulin N-acetyltransferase activity
Source: RefSeq, a predicted model, not a curated record